Molecule: messenger RNA, 560 nt
Organism: Perognathus longimembris pacificus (Pacific pocket mouse)
Lineage: Eukaryota; Metazoa; Chordata; Mammalia; Rodentia; Heteromyidae
Product: D-dopachrome decarboxylase-like
Exons: 1
Coding region: 57-413 (118 amino acids)
Molecular function (GO): phenylpyruvate tautomerase activity
Source: RefSeq, a predicted model, not a curated record
CUUCCGGCGUCGGGCCCCGCGCGCCCUUUCCCGGCGGCGGUGCCUCUCCCUUAGACAUGCCGUUCAUUGAGCUGGACACGAACUUGCCCGCCAACCGCGUGCCCGCAGGGCUGGAGAAGCGGCUCUGCGCGACCACCGCCGCCAUCCUGAACAAACCUGACGAUCGCGUGAUCAUUACAGUUAGCCCUGGCAUGACCAUGAUGCUGGGUGGAUCCACAGAGCCUUGUGUCCAGCUGACCGAGACCUCCGUCGGUGUGGUAGGCGCAGCUGAGGAGAACCGCGGCCACAACGCCUGUUUCUUUGAGUUCCUCACCAAGGAGCUGGGCCUGAACCAGGACCGCAUAGUUAUCCGCUUUCACCCAGUGGAUCUCUGGCAAAUUGGGAAGAAGGAAACAGUCAUGACAUUUUUGUGAUUGGCAACAAGGAUUCGUGGCAUCUGUGAGCUGGCCGUCCUGUCCAGAGGCCUGAUAUUAGCAACCCUUCUGCAGAUGUAUCUGUGGCUUUACCUCAGUUCUUCUCUUCACUAUCCUCACACCAAAUAAAGAAUAUCAUUAUUCAAA